Molecule: messenger RNA, 600 nt
Organism: Ambispora gerdemannii
Lineage: Eukaryota; Fungi; Glomeromycota; Glomeromycetes; Archaeosporales; Ambisporaceae
Source: the annotation of a GenBank genome assembly
AUGGAUACAAGACUUCCUGUUCACCAUAUUUCAAAACAAAUGUCAUUGAAAUGCUUUGAACAAAUUAAAAGGUUUUUACAUGUUUCUUCUCCUGCAACAACAAUCAAAAAUUACUUUGACAAAUUAGAACCAUUGCUUUCUCACAUUCGGAAUGUUUCAAAGCAUUUUUACAUGCCAAAUUCUAAUGUCUCAGUGGAUGAAAUAAUAAUUCGAUUUUCUGGCAGAAGCAUUCACACUGUGCGGAUGAAAAACAAACCAAAUCCAGAAGGAUUCAAGAUUUUAUCACUUUGUGAUGUGGGAUACACCUACACUUUUUUGCCAACCUCACGCAUUUCUCCAAAUGAUGUAAAGAAAAUCAAUAGUCUUAAUCAAACUGGAUGUCUGAUUCUUCACCUUCAAAUUGGUAUUGGUGCUUGUGGAACUGUUCGAAAAAAUGCUUCUGGGUUUCCAAAAGAAUUGAAAGUGGAUAAAAGCAUCAAACUUGAUUGGGAUAUUCGUUCUGGUAUCAUAAUAAAUGAAGUAUUGGCUGUUUUUUGGCAAGACAAUGGGUCUGUUACGAUGUUAUCAAUGAUUUAUGAUCUUGUUGGUGAAGAAUGGGAG